GCAGUCGCGUUUCGGUGGCCUUCUAACAGGGGUGGAGUCUUUCGUUUUUACUCUCCAUUAAGUCAACAAAAAUUUUUUAAUUCCUUUUUUCAACAUUGUAUUCUAAUUGAAUGCAAAAAAUUAAGUAAAUUUUUUCAUCGAAAUACAUCAAGGUACUAAACACAAAAAAAAUUUAUUUUCUCCCAACACAAAAGAAGCUAUUUUUCUUCAAAAAAAAAAAAAUCAACCAUGCAAAGAACACCAAUAGCAAAAAGAAACAUAUUGUACGAAUUGAUAAUAAAAGAAAAUAAUUUUUGCCAAAUAAAUAUUUUUUAAAUCGAGUUUUUUAGUGAGUGAAUAAAAAAAAGUACCGAAGGCACUACACACAUGUGAGUAAAACGAAUAUUAUUUUCGUUGACGUCUUUCGUCUAGAUAAAGAUAGAGAAGAAGGCACAACAUACAUAAAUAUACAACUGUAUAGAAUACGUCGCGUCGUGAAAAACAUAUUCAGUCUCUCCAAAAGGAAGGCAUUUUAUAAUUGAAGAAAGAGGAAGGGUUUAAUCGAAGUUAAGAGAGGAUAGUUGCUCUCAUCACAGUAGCAGUAUGCAGUGCAUUAUUCGUUAAUGCUCUUCCUGCAUUGUUGGUAGUUGCGGACGUUGUUAAAAUUAAUCGGAUACAAACAGUAGAAAUUUAUUUCUGUAUUAGUUAAUUGAGCUGGAAGAUAAGAUAAUUAGAAAAUAAUGCUGAUUAAUUGUAGCGCUGAUAAAUUAUUAUUAAUAUUAGAACAAGGCAUACCUGGAUAAUUAUAAGUGAAAUUGGAAACUUGUUACUAUGCUUUAGAUAACAAAAGUAAUUAAAGUGAUGAUUAAAGUGAAAUCAAAAACAAUUAUAAUUUUCAGUUCAAGAUUUCGUGAAUUACAUAAAAGAAAGGAGAGCACUUUGUUAUUUAUUGUCGUUUUGUCAUUCCAUUGUAUUGUUAGUGCUGUUUGUGAAAAACAAGAAACAAAUUUCAGAGUACCUCGAGGAAUUAAAGAGUUACAAAGAUUUGUUUUCAAUUCUGUUCAGCCGUCUCCAUUUACAGGGUAUUGUGAUUUUGAAGAGUUUUGUGAUUGGUCCUGGAAUGAAACUGCUGGUUUUAGAAUUACUUCAGCUCCAGCGGAUGAAUCCUUGGGUCCUAAGACGGAUGCAAGCAAUAAUAAAAAUGGAUAUUUUUUAUGGCUAAACGAACGAAAGGAAGGGCAACUAUGGACUGUAAGACCCAUUCCGAAGACAGGUUCAAGAUGUCUUUUGGAUUUAUCCAGUCAUCAAGUUCAAAUGAGAAGUGGAAUUAUACGUUUAGUAAUAGUAACAAAUAAUUAUACUAGUCUAGUUGCUGCAGAACGAUCAGGGAAUGAUCAUGCAGCAUGGGAACCUAUAAGGUUCAAUUUGGGUGCAAUAAGUCAACCUUACAAAUUGAUACUGGAAGUUACUAUGCCAACUAAUAACUCAAGUUUUGCUGUUGACAACAUUCGUCUAGUAGAUUGUUUUCCAGAAUACAAUGCAGUUGGUUCAGUCUGCACUGCGGAUAUGUUUCGAUGUAACAAUGGAUCCUGCUUAAAUAGAACUAGAGUUUGUGAUUUAACUGAAGAUUGUGCGGAUGGGGAAGAUGAGCUGCAAGAUUGUGACAAAGUACCUGCAACGGCAAGGUGUAAUUUUGAGAAUGGAUGGUGUGGAUGGAAUAAUGUUCCUGGUAGGCCCUUAAAUUGGACUCUUCAUCAAGGUCCUACUCCAACUGAAAGAACCGGUCCAAGUUACGAUCACACAUAUCGAAAUGAUACAGGAACAUUUGCAUAUGUUAAUAUGUCAAAAAGAGCGGAUUAUGGUAGCCGGGGUACAAUAAGUAGUCCAUUAUUUAAUCCAACUCCUCCGUACAGCAGUGAUCCAACAAGUCCAUAUUUUCAAUCAUGCCAAGUACGAUUUUUUUAUCAUCAAUAUGGAGCUCAUAGUGGUUCUCUUGGAUUAUAUCUAGUGCAAGUAAAAAAACAUCAAAAUCAAACAGACCGUUUGUGGUGGACAUUUGGUGAUCAAAAAGAUGCAUGGUAUAAUCAAGCAGUAGCCUUACCUGAUAUUCGAGUGAGGUACUUUUUGCUAUUCGAAGCAAGUAGAGCAUAUGCUUCAAAAGGAGACGUAGCCAUUGACGACUUUUCCCUGAGCCCUGAGUGCUUUGGAAUAGGAGUUCCACCAGAAGCAUUAAAGGGCUAUAAUUAUUAUGAUCCAGUUAUAGAAUCUUCUAUAAAUCCAAAAAGUCAAAGUAUUGAUUUCAUUAAUGAAACAGUUGUUCGAGUUACAACUUGCGGACAACUUGGAAGAAUGGGUCCAACGGCAGCUCAAUGUGCUAACGAAUAUAAUGGAACUAAUAUUGAAUUUGUUACACAGUCCUCAUUUCCUUCGACUUCAAGUGAAGAAGCUUCUAAUUUCAACCUGAACGGAAUUCAACGAUGGACUGCGCCUAGAGGCGGUUACUAUACUGUGAUUGCUAUGGGAGCGCGUGGAGGACGAGGAUCUGGUGGUAUGGGAAGUACUCUAGGUACCCUUGUACGGGGAGUUAUUGAGUUAGAAAAAGAACAAAAAUUGUACUUCUUAGUUGGUCAACCAGGUUCAGAUGCAUGUCCCAAAAGUCUAGGUCUUGAAAAACAUGAUUGUCAACAGUUAGGUCAAAUUACUUCUUCUAUAUACACGUCAAAAAUACAUGCUGUAAAGAAGAUUGAACUAAAAGAUGGUGGAGGUGGUGGAGGAGGAGCUACAUAUGUUUUCAAAAUAAAAGGAAAUGGAGAAUUUCAACCAUUAAUGAUAGCAGCUGGUGGUGGUGGAUUAGGAUUGGGUCAAUUUACUGAUGAUGGAGUUCAACAUGGGAAGGGAUUGCCCUUACCAGGAAGUAAUCCGACAACUGGAGUAUCAUUUCGAGGAGAUGCUGGUCCUGGAGGCGGAUGGUUUGGUACAUCGAAUAGCAAUUCAAGUCAAUCAUCAGGAUUGCCUCUGGCUUUAGGCGGUAUUGGUGGAAUAGGAUGUGGUCCCAACAAUAAUGGUCAUGGAAAUGGUGGAUUCGGAGGAGGUGGAGGAGGCUGUUUAACAGGAGGCGGUGGUGGUGGAUAUGUAGGUGGAAACACAGGGGGUCAGGAUUCUCCAAACGGUCAAGGUGGUUUUUCAUUUGCUACUUCAGAAUUUCUUCAUGCUGCUUAUCAUGUAGGAUAUAAUCAAGGACCAGGAGAAGUUUUAAUCAUACCAGCAAUAAGUGGAUGUGGUUGCGAUUUUCGAUGUGUGGUUUUAGAUCAAUUUUUGUCUGAGGUGAAAUGCCUAUGUCCUCCAGGUUGGCUUCUUGGAAAUGAUACAAAAUCCUGCUUAAUGGCAGAACAGAGUGACGUUGCCCAUCAGACUUUUAUGAUAAUAUUAAUAGCUUUCAGCAUUGGAUUAAUAUUUGCACUAUCUGGACUAUUUCUUUUAUUAUAUAAUCGAUACCAACACCGGAAAGCUUUAAUCAGACGUCGUCAAGUAAUGUUUGGUAAUGGAACAGAAUUAACUGCCCUUCGUGCAGUUUCCGACAGCAUGAUGACUGAAUUCAAUCCAAAUUAUGAGUUUGCUGGAAAUUUAUAUAGUUUUAAAGAUCUUCCACAAAUACCAAGAGAUAAUAUAUCAUUAGUAAAGCCUUUAGGACAAGGAGCAUUUGGUGAAGUAUUUCAAGGUGUUUACAAGUACCGUCGGAAUGAUGAACAUCCUGUUGCUGUAAAAACACUUCCUUCAUUGUCAACAUCUCAUGCGGAGGCAGAUUUUAUGAUGGAAGCAUUAAUUAUGAGCAAAUUUAAUCAUCCGAACAUUGUGCAUUUCAUUGGAGUUUCAUUUGAUAAACAUCCUAGAUAUAUAAUUUUAGAAUUACUAGCUGGUGGUGAUUUGAAAAAUUUUCUACGGGAAGAAAGGCCUCGCCCUGAUCGACCAACAACAUUAUCAAUGCAGGAUUUAAUAAUGUGCGCCUACGAUGUCGCAAAUGGCUGUAAAUAUAUGGAAGAUGCUCGAUUUAUUCAUCGAGAUAUAGCGGCAAGAAAUUGUCUUUUGACUUGCAAGGGGCCUGGUCGAAUAGUUAAAAUUGCCGAUUUUGGUAUGGCUCGAGAUAUUUAUAGGAGUGAUUAUUAUAGAAAAGGUGGUAAAGCAAUGUUACCUAUUAAGUGGAUGCCCCCUGAAAGCUUUUUGGAUGGAAUAUUUACUACGAAGACUGAUGUUUGGGCUUUUGGUGUGCUUCUGUGGGAAAUUAUGUCCUUUGGUUACAUGCCUUAUACAGGUUGUGCUAAUCGAGAGGUAAUGUCAAUGGUUACAACGGGUGGAAGAUUGGAAAGGCCUGCUGGUUGUCCUGAUCCAAUUUAUGGUGUAAUGACUCGAUGCUGGCAUCCUCACCCUGAAGACAGGCCUAGUUUUACUACAAUUGUUGAAAGAAUAGGAUAUUGCUUACAGGAUCCCGAUGUAUUAAACUUUCCAAUGCCAAACUAUGAUGUUUUACCUUCUUGUGAGAGAGAAAUAACAAUUAUGAGACCAGAUCCUGAAACUGAAUGCAUUAAUGUGCACGCUGACAAUGAAUUUGAAAAAGAUGACAAAGGAAUAGAAAAGGAAACUGAUAAUAUGAUCAACUGUACCAAAAAUAUAUCAAGAUUAGAUGAUAUAAAUUGUAAUAGUAAUUCCUAUGAAAAAACAAGGUUAGAGACGGAUGAUUCGAAUACGCCUGCAAGUACAAAUUUAGAAACAGCAGUGUCGUCACCAAAUACUCAGACUGGUUCUCCAAGUCCAACUUUAAAUUCAAAUGGAAACAAUAUGAAUGGUCUGUUGAGAAAAAAUGCCUUAAAGGCAGCAUUGAGUUUGGAUCCUAGCGCUCUGUGCCGAGGAAAUAUACCAUAUGAAAAAAUUUCAUUUUCCUCACCAUCAACUCAGACCAGUAAUCCUGACAGCUUGGAAUUAAUGAAGGAAUCCAUAGGACAUGAGUUGCCAAGAGAAGAAGAGUGUUCUUGCUGAGACUCAUUUCAGAGUGACUAAAAUAGUUCCUCCGACAAUCAAUACAAGGAUUCCCAAAGAUUAUACAUGACGUUAACUGUAAAGUAUAGAAACCCUAUGAAAAUCAAGUCAGCCAUGCCAAACCACAAAAGGAAACGCUCACUUAACAAGACAAAUAUAUAUACGUCGUCCAUAAAAUUGACAUAUGCGUGUUGAAUUAUUUAAUAAGAUCAGUGAUUAUUUUACGAUUUAUAACUUUGAAAGUAAGUUUGUAAUAAGAAAAAUGUCUUCUGAAAGUUGUAAUGCAUAUAAUUUAAUUCAAAACAACGAAUAUUAUUUAUCUUUGAAAAUAUUGUCAAUCAAUUUUGUAUUUACAACUUCAUAAAUAAAUGUUUGGAUUUUG
Molecule: messenger RNA, 5392 nt
Organism: Leptopilina heterotoma
Lineage: Eukaryota; Metazoa; Arthropoda; Insecta; Hymenoptera; Figitidae
Gene: Alk
Product: leukocyte tyrosine kinase receptor
Exons: 24
Coding region: 841-5010 (1389 amino acids)
Biological process (GO): regulation of neuron differentiation; multicellular organism development; positive regulation of kinase activity
Cellular component (GO): membrane; signaling receptor complex
Molecular function (GO): transmembrane receptor protein tyrosine kinase activity; ATP binding; protein binding
Source: RefSeq, a predicted model, not a curated record